Molecule: messenger RNA, 318 nt
Organism: Puccinia triticina
Lineage: Eukaryota; Fungi; Basidiomycota; Pucciniomycetes; Pucciniales; Pucciniaceae
Exons: 3
Coding region: 1-318 (105 amino acids)
Biological process (GO): fatty acid metabolic process
Molecular function (GO): medium-chain fatty acid-CoA ligase activity
Source: RefSeq, a predicted model, not a curated record
AUGGCCGCAUCCACCUUGCCGUCCUACCUCUUCCAAUCCCAGCCGCACCCGCAUCGGCCAGCGAUCCUGCUGCCACCCUCGGCACUCCUGGCCUCCGAGCUCCCGCUGUCGAUCUGCUACAAGGAACUCAAGGACUAUACCGCCAGUCUUGCCGCCCAGCUCGGCAGCUUCGGGCCACCCCAAACUACCGUCAGUCUCAGCCUCACCAACUCGCUCGAGUUCGUCGCCGCCUUCCUUGCGUUGGCCCAGAACUCUUUCAUCGCCGCACCUCUUAACCCGGGGUAUACUCAAGACGAAGCAGAGUUCUAUCUGUCGUGA